Messenger RNA from Haemonchus placei, 201 nucleotides. Lineage: Eukaryota; Metazoa; Nematoda; Chromadorea; Rhabditida; Trichostrongylidae. The record is from the annotation of a GenBank genome assembly.
AUGAAAGGAGCAUUACCUUCUCUGGGGAUGUUUCAUGCUGAUUGUAACAAGUCGUACUUUACUUGGACUCAAGAGAAUAUGAAUGCGGUAAGACAAACCUAUUUCUACGUGAGUAGUGUGCGCUUUCGUGUACUCGCUCAUAGGGUAAUCACGAUUUUCCUCCAUUACUGGUAUUCCCAAAGUAUAUUCUAUAACUUCUGA